UCUGCCCCCCGCCUCCCUCUUCCACCUCCAGCAGCAGCAGCAGCAGCAGCCGCCCUCGUCCUCCACUCCUAGAGCUGCGGAACUUCUCGUCAGCGCUGUUGUCAAACUGAACUGGCGACCUUGACAGCGAGCCGUGAAGAGGAACUUUGCAGGAGUGUGUCCCUGGCUUCCUCGCCGCAGCUUCUCAAGAGAAGAAGACGACAGAGGCACUGGAAGGGGGAAAAAAAAAAGAGUCUGCUCUUUGCUCUGGAGUUACUGUGAGCCGGCGAAGUUUGGCGUGUACAGGAAAAGGGAAGGAGGAAGCUGGAAGAUGUAAAGAGAGGGGGAAAGUGUGYGAGCCAUCAGUCAUUACAGGUGCAGAGAGAGAGAGAGAGGGAGGGAGAAAGAGAGAGAUUCAAACUUGGACCCUCAGAGGAUGCUCAGUAGGAAACGUCAUCCUGAGUCUCACACCUAGUCUGUGGAAGUGGAGCGAACUCGAACUGUCCAAAAGAAGAAGAAGAAAAAAAAACACACACACACAGACACAGACUGUCUGACCGAAUUUGAACAGCAGCUCGAGUCCGCGUUCUGUGCGCUCUGCUUGGUGCGCUCCGACGGACAGCGAGACGGAGAGGGACCCACAGAGCUGCAGCAGGGGAGCCGCGCCGGGGUCUCCAGCACCGGGUGGGGGAUCAGAGUCCAGUCCGCCUGGCACUUGUUGGCCGCUCCGGCCGGCUCGGAACAAUGUUGGCGGAGCGCUGGAGCGGAUCGAUGUGGCGCGCCACAUGGAUUUUAUUUCUUCCUUUUCUCAUCCACUCCACGCCAGCUCAAGAUGAUGUGCCUCCCUAUUUCAAGACGGAACCAGUGCGCAGCCAGCUGCACCUGGAGCGCAACCGCUUGGUGCUGACCUGCAUGGCGGAGGGAAGCUGGCCGCUGGAGUUUAAAUGGAUCCACAACACCACGGAGCUGACGCGAUUCUCACUGGAAUACAGGUACCUAAUCCCCUCCCUGGAUCGCUCUCAUGCUGGCUUCUACCGCUGCAUCGUGAGGAAUCGGGUGGGAGCCCUUCUGCAGAGACGYACGGAAGUACAAGUGGCCUUUAUGGGCAGUUUCGAAGAGGGUGAGCGCACUCAGUCUGUCUCCCAGGGGGAGGGCGCCGUUAUUCCAGCACCACGGAUUCGGAGUUUCCCCCAGCCGCAAGUUACCUGGUUCAGAGAUGGACGGAAGAUUCCGCCUAGCAGUCGCAUCGCAAUUACUUUGGACAACACACUGGUUAUCCUGUCUUCGGUGGCACCAGAUGCCGGGCGCUACUAUGUGCAAGCGGUUAACGACAUAAACGGAGAAAACAAGACCAGCCAACCCAUUACUCUAACAGUGGAGAAUAUUGGAGGUCCGGCCGACCCCAUCGCUCCCACUAUCAUCAUCCCGCCCAGGAACACCAGUGUGGUCACGGGCACAUCAGAGGUCACGAUGGAGUGCGUGGCCAAUGCCAGGCCUCUUAUAAAGCUGAGUAUCUCCUGGCGUAAAAACGGAGUGUUGGUGAGCAGCGGUUUAAGUGACUUCAACCGCAGGCUCACCAUCCUCAGUCCAAUGGUGAGUGAUGCCGGAUUCUACGAAUGUGAAACCGUUCUCCGCAGCAGCAGCGUGCCGUCUGUCAGCGCUGGUGCCUACCUUCAUGUGUUUGAGCCGCCACAGUUUAUCAAGGAACCAGAGAAACACAUCACGGCUGAGAUGGAGAAGGUGGUGGACAUUCCCUGUCAAGCAAGGGGAGUUCCCCAGCCAGAAAUCGUCUGGUACAAGGAUGCCCUUCCCAUCGAUCCAGUGAAGACGCCGAGGUACAGAGUCCUGGUGGGGGGGAGCCUGCAGGUCAACGGUCUGCUGCCUGAUGACACCGGCAUGUUUCAGUGCUUUGCCAGGAACUCGGCAGGAGAGGUUCAGACCAACACCUACCUGGCUGUUACCAGCAUCGCUCCGAACAUCACAGCCGGACCCUCUGACAGCACGGUGAUUGACGGGAUGUCAAUUAUCCUGCACUGUGAGACCUCAGGAGCUCCAAGGCCUGCCAUAACCUGGCAGAAAGGUGAGCGUGUGUUGGCCAGCGGUUCUGUGCAGCUGCCCAGGUUUACUCUGCUGGAGUCGGGCAGUUUGCUCAUCUCCCCUUCACACAUUUCCGAUGCCGGGACCUAUACUUGUAUGGCAAGUAAUUCGAGGGGCAUCGAUGAGGCAUCCGCUGACCUCAUUGUCUGGGCUCGUACUCGGAUUACCACACCCCCACAGGAUCAGAGUGUCAUCAAAGGGACCAAAGCCAUUAUGACUUGUGGAGUCACACAUGACCCUAGUGUAAUUAUCAGGCACGUUUGGGAAAAAGACAACUCUCCGAUCAACGUGCAAGCCAUCCCCCGAAUGCGCCUGGACGCCGACGGCACCCUGCACAUCUCCCAGACCUGGUCGGGUGACAUCGGCACGUACACGUGCAGAGUCACCUCGGUCGGAGGCAACGACUCCCGCAGCGCUCACCUCCGUGUCAGGCAGCUCCCACACGCCCCCGAGAACCCCUCUGCAGUGCUGAGCAAGUCUGAAAAAAGAGCCAUAGACCUGGCCUGGGCCAAGCCUUUUGAUGGGAACAGUCCUCUCAUACGCUAUAUCCUGGAGGUUUCUGAAAACAACGCUCCCUGGGCCAUCCUGCUGGCCAAUAUUGAACCAGAGUCCACAGCGGUGACAGUGAAUGGCUUGAUCCCGGCCCGCUCCUAUCAGUUCCGCCUCUGUGCCGUUAAUGAUGUCGGGAAGGGGCAGUUCAGUAAGGAGACUGACCGCGUGUCUCUCCCAGAAGAGCCCCCCAGUGCCCCUCCUCAGAAUGUCAUUGCCAGCGGCAGGACCAACCAGUCCAUCAUGAUCCAGUGGCAGCCUCCGCCCGAAAGCCACCAGAACGGCAUCCUCAGGGGCUACAUCGUCCGUUACCGGCUCACUGGGCUACCUGUGGACUAUCAGCUCAAGAAUAUCUCCAGCCCGGAUGUGACCACUCUACUCCUGGAAGACCUCAUCAUCUGGACAAACUAUGAGAUUGAGGUGGCUGCCUACAAUGGGGCAGGUUUGGGCAUCUUCAGCCAUAAAGUCACAGAGUGGACUCUUCAAGGAGUCCCAACCAUCGCUCCAGGAAAUGUGCAGGUCGAGGCAGUCAACUCAACAGCUAUCCGUUUUACCUGGACCGCUCCGAACCCUCAGUUUAUCAACGGCAUCAACCAGGGCUACAAGUUGCUGGCCUGGGAACCUGRCAAAGAAGAAGAGGUUUCUAUGGUAACGGUACGGCCGAACUUCCAGGACGGCGUCCACGUGGGAUACGUGACAGGUCUGAAGAAGUUCACCGAGUAUUUCACCUCGGCGUUGUGCUUCACUACACCUGGAGACGGCCCCCGCAGCCCACCUAAGGCUCUGAAGACUCAUGAGGACAAACCCAUCUCUGCUGCUGCUGUGUCAGGAUACCGCAUUUCGUGGGAGGAGUUCAACCGGACGAACACGAGAGUCACCCACUACCUGCCAAAUGUCACCCUGGAGUACAGGGUCACGGGCCUUACCGCUCUCACUACGUACACUAUCGAAGUGGCAGGAAUGACCUCCAAGGGCCAAGGCCAGCUGUCCUCUUCUACCAUCUCCUCUGGGGUCCCACCAGGAAGAUGUCUGGAUGUUGGGAUGGUAGGAGAAAAUGAGGACUGGGUGACAGUUCAUCAGGUGUCAAAUGAACCCGAGGCUCGCUCUUUGGAGGUGCCUGGUCUCAACCCGUACACUCUUUACAGAUUCCGGAUGCGCCAAGUAAACAUAGUGGGCAGCAGUCCUCCAAGCCAGUCAUCCAGGAAGAUUCAGACUCUUCCAGCUCCUCCGGACAUGGCCCCCGCCAAUGUCACRCUUCGCACAGCCAGCGAGACCAGCCUCUGGUUGCGAUGGAUGCCUCUGCCUGAAUGGGAAUACAAUGGGAACGCAGAGCAAGUGGGCUACAGGGUCCAGUACUACCGCGUCGGCUCACAGGGCCGUGGUCUGACCCACAUCAUCACUGACCGUCUGGAGAGGGAAUUCACCAUUGAAGACCUGGAGGAGUGGACGGAGUACGAGGUUAGGGUCCAGGGCGUCAACGGCAUCGGGUUUGGACCGUGGAGCCAGCCGGUCAGAGGCAGGACAAGRGAAUCUGUCCCUUCAUGUGGACCCACCAACGUAUCCGCCUUCGCCACCACCUCCAGCAGCAUCCUGGUGCGUUGGAUUGAAGUUCCUGAGCCCGACAGGAAUGGUCUCAUUCUCGGCUAUAAGGUGAUGUAUAAGGAGAAGGAUUCUGACAGCGCUGUCCGUUUCUGGAUGGUGGAAGGGAAUGCCUCCCACAGUGUCCAGCUGAUCGGUCUGGGGAAAUACGUGCUGUAUGAGAUCCAGGUUCUGGCUUUCACUCGGAUUGGAGAUGGACGACCGAGCUCUCCGCCAAUCCUGGAGAGGACUUUGGAUGAUGUACCAGGACCUCCUGUUGGUAUCCUCUUUCCUGAAGUACGGACCACUUCUGUCCGGCUAAUUUGGCAGUCACCCGCACAGCCCAACGGCAUCAUACUCGCCUACCAGAUCACUUACCACCURAACUCCACUAACAGCAACGCAGCCACAGUAGACGUCCUGAACCCCAGCACUCGUCAGUACACCGUGACCGGCCUUAAACCGGAAUCUGUCUACGUAUUUCGCAUCACAGCCCAAACCAGGAAAGGUUGGGGCGACGCAGCCGAGGCCCUGGUCGUGACCACAGAGAAAAGAGCUCGUCCACAGCCCACCAGCCGCCCGGUUGUCCCUCAGAAGGAUGUYCAGGCCCGUCACGUGCUGCUCUCCUGGGAGCCAGGAAGUGACGGGCUGUCCCCAGUGCGCUACUACACGGUGCAGCAGAAAGAGCUGCCUGAGAACAACUGGACGGUGCAUUCUGCCUCCGUCAACCACGAGGCUACGUCCUACAAAGUGUCCAGGCUAAAACCUUUUACUUCMUACCAGUUCAGAGUAAAAGCCACUAAUGACAUUGGGGACAGUGAGUACAGUGAGGAGAGUGAAGCCAUCACAACUCUACAGGAUGUGCCAGACGAAGCACCGACAAUCCUCUCUGUCACGCCGCACACAACUACGUCGGUGCUGAUCCGCUGGCAGCCACCUGCUGAGGAGAAGAUCAAUGGAAUCUUACUGGGAUUUCGGAUUCGCUAUCGUGAGCUGCUUUAUGACCGUCUCCGCAAUUACAUUCACACAGCCAACAGUCUAUCCUCAUGGGCUGAGCUGAACGUCCCCACAGCCCCACCGCAGAAUGUUGCCAUUCAGUCAGCCACAGCCACUCAGUUGGACAUUACAUGGGACCCUCCACCACUGAAUGCACAGAAUGGUGACAUUCAGGGCUACAAGAUUUACUUUUGGGAGUUCCAGCGUAAGAACGAGACGGAGCGAUUGCGGACACUCUUCAUGCCAGAGAGGGGGGUGAAACUAAAGAACCUGACUGGCUACACCACAUACAUGAUCAGUGUGGCCCCCUUCAACGCUGCCGGUGACGGACCCCGCAGUCCUCCGACCAGGGGACGUACUCAGCAAGCCGCUCCAAGUGCGCCGAGUUUCAUUCACUUCAGUGAGCUGACCACCACCUCGGUCAAUGUGUCCUGGGGUGACCCCACAUUCCCUAAUGGCAUCAUUGAAGGCUACCGUCUGGUUUAUGAGCCACUAACACCUGUGGAUGACUCCUCAGUGGCCUGUGCCGACUGUCUUCACUCCCCCUCCCCCCCAGGCGUCAGUAAGACAGUUAYGGUGGACGUGAAGGGCACUGGCCCCCUCUGGUUGAAACUCAGAGACUUGGCCGACGGCAUCACAUACAACUUCCGCAUCCGGGCCAAGACGUUUAUCUAUGGGCCGGAGGUGGAGGCCAACAUCACCACUGGGCCAGGCGAAGGAGCCCCAGGGCCACCCGGAGAGCCUUUUAUAACACGUUAUGGCUCAGGCCUGACCAUUCACUGGACAGGCGGUGACCCAGGACGUGCUCCUAUAACACGCUACGUCAUCGAGGCCAGACCUUCAGAUGAGGGUUUGUGGGAUAUCAUAAUCAAGGAUAUCCCGAAGGAUGCAACAUCACACACGUUCAACAUGGAUAUACUUAAACAAGGCGUCAGCUACGACUUUCGGAUCAUCGGAGUGAACGAUUAUGGCUACGGCUCUCCAAGCCUACCUUCUCCCUCUAUAUCUGCUCAGAAAGUGGCCCCGUUUUACGAGGAAUGGUGGUUCCUCGUCGUCGUGGCGCUGGUGGGGCUCAUCUUCAUCCUGCUGCUGGUUUUCAUCCUCAUCAUUAGAGGACAGAGCAAAAAAUAUGCAAAGAAGUCCGAAUCGGUGUCUCUGUACGUGUGUCCAGGUAACAACUCCAAUUGCAACGCUCUGACUCACGGCGACAUGGUCAGUCUGGAUGAAGGCCGCUUCCCCGCUCUGGAGCUCAACAACCGACGGCUGUCAGUGAAAAACUCUUUCUGUCGGAAGAAUGGCGUCUACACCAGGUCUCCACCCAGGCCAAGUCCAGGCAGUCUCCACUAUUCGGACGAGGAUGUGAGCACCAAGUACAAUGACCUGAUCCCUGCGGAGAGCACCAGCCUGACUGAAAAACCCUCUGAAAUCUCUGACUCACAGGAGGCGCUGGUGUUUUCAUAUGGGACAGGUGGCCUACAUACACUUCCACUGCAUUUGGGCAGCGACAGUGAGUACGAGGUCGACCCAAACCGACAGAAAACCCACUCUUUUGUCAACCACUACAUAAGCGACCCGACCUACUACAACUCCUGGCGCCGCCAGCAGAAGGGAAUAUCUCGAGCGCAGGCCUACAGCUUCACCGAGUCCGAGUCGGGAGACCCGGAGCACCACGCCCCGCCACCGCUGCCCCCGCUACCCCCACUGCCACCGCAGCUCAGUUCACCCAGCCCUCAGCCUCAGCAGGCCCAGGGUCAACCCCAGGGUCAAGGCAACCUGUUUAGGCCCAAAGGAAGUCGGACUCCCACCCCCUCCCAGCAGAGCUCUAACACCUCCAGCCAGCACAACACCCUCUACAGGCCCCCCAGCAGCCUGGCCCCUGGGUCACGGGCUCCUAUUGCUGGCUUCUCCUCCUUUGUGUGAAAAGUGCUGAAAAGGACCAAACUUUCUGGAAGCAUCAAAUACGUGUUGAACAACACGGCGUCGGAAAAUGCAAAAUCAGCCUGAUAAAUCGAUCUCAGCCGUCUCUCGCCUCUUAGAGUGUUUUCAUUUGCUCUCAUGUUACUUCUUUUGUUUUUGGAUAAGCAGACUUUUCAAAGCACUUGUUCUUGUUUAGCGUGUGGAAGUGUGCCAUUGUAGACUCGGUUUUUGCUUUCAGCAAUUCAUAAGACAUGUCCGCAGUUAUUUUAAUCACUGAACAACUUGCAUGACUUCUUGAUUUUUUUUUCUUUUCUUUUUUUUUUGCUCUUUUGAAACACAUUCAUCAGUAACCUCUGUACAAAGUCACCAGUCUUUGAAAACACAAAAAACAUUUACUAUAUAUAUAUAUAUUAAUUAUAUAUAUAUAAAUAUAUAUACUGCAUAUAUAUAGUGGAGAUACCGAGAAGACAAAAUUGAGUCGGUGGACAAAAUCAGUUUCAUUGAUGGAAACUCGUGAUGAAGAGAAAAAACUCAAUUUGUCUCCGUGUGAAAACAAAAUAUGAAGGAUAAAAAAUGGAACUAAGCACCAAACUGACGCAACAUUUCACAUGUUGUCCUGGAACAUUUUCAGUGGACAUUCAGGACACAAAUCUGCAUUACUGUGGAACCAACUCUUUGGUCUGAGAGCACACACACACACACACACACACACACACACAGAAAAGUCAAACAGCAUUUUGUUACAUUGGGCCAAACGUGGCUCUGCUGUGCCUGAGAGACUCUUCCAGAUCUAUGAAAUGAGUGUAUGUCUGUUUAACGGAAAAAGGUUCAAGUCUUUUUGUGAGAGUGUCCUGGUGGAACAAAACUGUCUUGAUGGCUUAUUUAUGACAUCUGGCACCAGUUGUUGACCACACCACUCGCGGCGCCCUUCUCCGUGGGCUACGAGAGCCUCCUUUUACUCCCAGCAGAUGGGCAAGGCGGCGGGGGGAGGGCUUCGAAUCUUCUCCGCAUACACAACCCAUUUUUCACGUUUGGCCCCUUGGCCGGCUCUCAUAUAAACACAUCAGUCUCAAUCUACUGAAACGCUUUGAUAUUCAGCCUCCGAGUUGAAGUUUUGAAACUGUGGACACAUCUGCUGGAAGUGCUUUGGUGUGAUUUUGUUAAGAGGAAAAAAAAGGGGGAGAAAUAUUUCUAUCUUCUCACCUUGUUGCUUAAACUGUUUUCUUUCCUGCCACUGAUCACUAUCGCUGGGCGGCACUGAACCUGUUCAACAGAUGAUGUCAUUGAAUUGCCUCACUUCUCUCCCUUUCGUGUAAUCAGCCAUUCUGUAAUAUCCAGGUGUGACUUUGCUCUAAAGCGCGCGUGUGUGUGUGUGCACGUGUGCAUGGGCGUGUGUGUGAAUGAUUACACUAUGUGUACGUCAAGCUUUACAGAUCAUUCACUGUAAGUCUGUGUAUAAACGGAUCGUCCUGCAGCUUUAAACCUGCCUGGAGCUUUGCCGCAGAAGGGCGGGCCGACGUCUGGCCACCUGUGAGGCCGACUUACAACGCUAUAGUGAAGACUCGGUGAUGUGUUGCUAGUUACCAUAGUUCAAAAAAAAAAAAAAGAGACUGUCAUCUACUUUUUUCCUUUUAGGUUUUAUUUUAAGUUUUAAUGUGGGGUGAUUUCAUUGUACGCAACAAAAGCUUAUCAUGCAGAAUCUGAAUGAAUAUAUUAUCACAGUACAUUUCUGAAAUAAAUUAUUUUUCAAUGUUA
Poecilia reticulata (guppy) is the source of this 8871-nucleotide messenger RNA. The record is from RefSeq and is a predicted model, not a curated record. NCBI's taxonomy places the organism in Eukaryota, Metazoa, Chordata, Actinopteri, Cyprinodontiformes, Poeciliidae.